GCAGGGGAAGCAGGCGCGGCAGCAGCAGGAUCUGCCACAGCAGCAGCAGGAGCAGCGCAGUCCGCAAACAUGACACGCAUCCGCACCCUGUCGUUCGACCUGGGUGAGCUGGAUGAGCUGGAAGCCAACGUCGCUAGCCUCCUGUCACAUGCGGCAGCACCGGUAGCACCAGCGACAGCGCCAGCGGCGGCAGCGUCACUCACCCCAGCUGCCGCCUCCCCAGCGGCGGGAGGCGGGGCUGACUUGGGCUCGGUCCCCCUCCUGAGCCCUCAGCAGGGCGGUAACCCAGCAGCAGCAGGAGGAGGAGGAAGGGGAGUGCUGCCGCUGCCGCCCGCGGCAUACACUCACGUCCUUCUCAUCCACAACGCGGGCCAGGUGGGCGACCUGGCUCCUCUGGAGCUCCAAACCCUGGACAACAUGCGCCGCCAGACCGACCUCAACGUCACCUCCU
Astrephomene gubernaculifera is the source of this 451-nucleotide messenger RNA. The record is from the annotation of a GenBank genome assembly. NCBI's taxonomy places the organism in Eukaryota, Viridiplantae, Chlorophyta, Chlorophyceae, Chlamydomonadales, Astrephomenaceae.